AUGUUGUGCUCCGACAUAUCUCGGUUCGAGAGCUUGAGCGCGAGUGCGGCAGGGAACCAGCUGUUUGCGGCGGCGAGGACCGCGGGGGGAACCAGCUCCUUGCGUGGUGAAAGGAGCUACACGGCGCCGGAGUUGUCGGGUGUGACGCCACCGGUGGCGCUGGUGACAUCGGGAGAAGGUCGGCAUUCUGAAACCACCACUGCUCCAGCCACUUCGGUCGCAGAUGCAGGCCCCCGCCCCGCCUGCCUUCAUCAUCUUCGUCCCCGCAGGCCAGGCCGCUGCUCGCCCAUUCUUCUCGCAGAACAUGGCAAAUUGUUGAACAACUUUUAGUAGAUUUCCCAUAUUAUUUUAGUGUACUUACAUUCUGGACUCACGAGCAUGUCUACUUUUUUCAUAGCAUGUCAAAAGACCAUGGCAUUUUUUGUCGUGCAAACGAACAAUGUCUAUUUUUGUCACAACAAAAACAUGGUUUUUUUUCGUUUU
Molecule: messenger RNA, 483 nt
Organism: Aegilops tauschii subsp. strangulata
Lineage: Eukaryota; Viridiplantae; Streptophyta; Magnoliopsida; Poales; Poaceae
Source: RefSeq, a predicted model, not a curated record